CGGAUCCGUUCGCCGAAUUUCCAGGUAUUCCGGAGGGCGGAAAUCCCCUUCGAAUUUCCGGCUUGCGGUUCUCGCCUUCUCCCACUUCGUUCCGGCCUCCGAUCCAGGCGCCGAAAUGCCCCGGACGCAGAAGUACGCGGUGACCGAGUCUCUGGUGUCUCUGGCCCUUUCGCAGCAGACCACGGCCUCUCGACCGGACGUCGACGGAACGGGAGUCGACAGUCUCCUAGAAGACCACCGCAGGAUUCCUCGCGGCGGGAGAGGGAUUCCCUUCGGAUGGUUGAUCGCGGCCGUCUUUGGCGCCAUUUCCUUGACUUUUAUUCUCUGCGUCCAAUUCGUGCGUUUACCCGGAAUUCCGGAAAGCAGGCCCUUCGCUUCGGAAAAACUGAUGCAGAAAAAAGGUUUUCUCAAAGUGUAUCCUUUUAUGCCGGACAAUGGAACGGCGGUGCCCGGAAUCUAUUCUCUCCCCCUUCCUCUGGACGCCUCUCUUCUGGUCUCCCUGGAAGACGUCUUGAACGGUUAUCCGCAACAUCCCGGCCAUCGCGUCAGUUGUUACGUCUCUUCGCCGUCUUAUAGUCGACCCUGCCACUUCGACAGAGAAUGGUUGGGAGAAGAGUGCCGCGCCGAAGAUCACUUCGGUUACCGGGAAAAUAACGGAACCUUUAAUCCCUGCGUUCUGGUUCGGAUCGAGGAGUCGGAAGACUGGAAGCCGGUGGUCUACAGAAAAGAAGACGUCGAUGACUCCUGGAGAAACGUGUACGAUCCGACCUUCGUCAGCAUGAGUUGUGCUCUAAAAAAAACGGAGGAAAAGAAGAAGACCGGACCCGUCCAGUUCUUCCCGUCCAAAGGUUUUCCCGUCCGUUUCUUUCCGGCCACCGAUUUCGACCGUUCCCUUUAUCUGUCACCCGCCGUACUUAUCAGAUUCCGAGACAUCCAGGUGGAAGACGACGUCACUUUCGAAUGCUGGCUGCGCGCCGCCAACGCCUACCAAUUGGCAGACAGCGGACAGAUGACCAUUUCCUUCGUUCGGAGAAAACCGCAAGACUCGACCGCCGCCACCGGGUCCACCUCAACCCUGUCCAUUCAGUCCUCCAGUCCCGUGGAGGAUGAAACGUUGACGAAGGGAACUUCCACCGUCACCGAAGAAGACACCGGCUUGAACUUGAACCGCAAGAACUGAGGACCGAAUCCCUCCGGAAACGAAAAAUCGUAUUUAUUCAAGUCACGGAACGUUCGGCCGAUUUCCCAAAGCCGGGCUCCGGGGAAAAAUAAUCCCGGGGUAGAUGCUCGGGACGGGUUCUUCGGGGAUCUUUAUUUAUUGGCCGUCGGUCCGUAAACGACUGAGCGAAACUUUUACAACUUUUUGUACAUCCAGCGAAUUAUAUCGCUAUUUAAUGCUACGUUCCUGGGCCGGAGGAAAAUGGUUAAAUCGUUCUUCCAAACUUUCGAAUUGUCUAACGGAAUUUUGAAAACCCUCAAAUAAAUUUUUAUGAGAUU
Molecule: messenger RNA, 1497 nt
Organism: Centruroides sculpturatus (bark scorpion)
Lineage: Eukaryota; Metazoa; Arthropoda; Arachnida; Scorpiones; Buthidae
Exons: 8
Coding region: 116-1180 (354 amino acids)
Biological process (GO): sodium ion export across plasma membrane; intracellular potassium ion homeostasis; intracellular sodium ion homeostasis
Cellular component (GO): sodium:potassium-exchanging ATPase complex
Molecular function (GO): ATPase activator activity
Source: RefSeq, a predicted model, not a curated record